AAUUCAUAGGCUAGGUUGGAAAUUUGGAAUCCGACCGAACACAACUGCGGGCUGAAAAUUUUUAUGCUCUUUCGUAUCUUAUUUGUUUUGUUAGCUCCAAUCGGCAAUCGCACUCCAGACAUUUAUAGAUCGAUUUCUUUGUAGGGUUUCAUCUUCAGUUUCUCGAAACCCUAGCUACAGCUAUCGACUCAAAUGGAGUCUCUCGAUCCAACUCACCCCCAAUUCCAAAAUCUGUAUCCACAAACUCUAGAUUUCGAGACUCAAAACCCCAAUCAUCCUCCUCCUCCUCCGCCUGAAGAAAAUACUAAGAAUCAGGAUCAAAUCCAAAACCUACCAGAGCCGCCAUCUGACGAUCCCAAUGAACACACCCAGAAUGGCCAGAUCGAGGCUGAUGUUGCUCCGAAACGUGAGAUUCAUAAGCCCUUGCUAUCCGAGAACGGUGCCCUCACCAACACGCACAGUGGCCCAACCGAUAAGGACUGCUCUGGCGGUGAAGAGGAGACUUCCACUCGCCGUCGCCGCCGUAGCCGGUGGGAUCCCAAACCAGAUUCCAAUAAUAACGAAAACGAUGAUUCUGGUAGUGGCCCCAAGAAGCGGAAGUCGAGAUGGGCGGAUGAUGAACCCAAGCCUCUGAUUCAGCUGCCGGAUUUCAUGAGAGAUUUCACUGGAGGUAUUGAAUUCGACCCUGAGAUCCAAGCUUUGAACAGUAGGCUUUUAGAGAUUAGCCGUAUGUUGCAAGCGGGGAUGCCUUUAGAUGAUAGACCCGAAGGGCAAAGGUCUCCAUCUCCGGAGCCUAUUUAUGAUAAUAUGGGCAUUAGGAUUAAUACUAGGGAAUUUCGUGCAAGAGAGAGACUAAAUAAAGAGAGGCAGGAGAUUAUAUCUAAGAUUAUUAAAAAGAAUCCAGCCUUCAAGCCCCCAGCGGAUUAUAGGCCACCUAAGCUUCAAGAAAAACUUUAUAUACCCAUGAAGGAAUUCCCAGGUUACAAUUUUAUUGGUCUGAUUAUUGGGCCAAGAGGGAAUACGCAGAAGAGAAUGGAGAGGGAGACCGGAGGGAAGAUUGUGAUUAGGGGAAAAGGUUCUGUGAAAGAGGGAAGAUUGCAGCAAAAGAGAGAUUUGAAGCCUGACCCUUCAGAAAAUGAGGAUUUGCAUGUUUUAGUUGAGGCUGAUACGCAGGAAUCUCUUGAUGCUGCAGUUGGAAUGGUGAAAAAGUUGUUGCAGCCUGUGGAUGAGGUUUUAAAUGAGCACAAGAGGCAGCAACUGAGGGAGCUUGCUGCACUUAAUGGGACAAUUAGAGAUGAGGAGUAUUGCAGAUUAUGUGGGGAGCCUGGUCAUAGGCAGUAUGCUUGUCCUUCCCGUACUUCGACCUUUAAGAGUGACGUGCUUUGUAAGAUAUGCGGUGAUGGUGGGCACCCAACAAUUGAUUGUCCUGUGAAAGGAACGACUGGGAAGAAAAUGGAUGAUGAGUACCAGAACUUUUUGGCUGAGUUAGGAGGAACUGUUCCUGAGUCAGCAACCAAACAGAAUCCCACAUUGGCAUUAGGGGCAGGCGGUUCUGGAAGCAAUCCUCCAUGGGCCAAUAAUGCCGGUGGUGCUGGGAUUGGCUCACAAACUGGCUUUGGUGCAAAUGGAGUUAAGCCAACAAAGGAAUAUGAUGAUACUAAUUUGUACAUUGGGUACUUGCCGCCUACUCUUGAGGAUGAUGGUCUGAUCAGGCUAUUUUCAGCCUUUGGUGAUAUUGUGAUGGCUAAGGUUAUUAAGGACCGUGUUACGGGAUUGAGCAAAGGUUAUGGUUUUGUGAAGUAUGCUGAUGUUCAAAUGGCCAAUAAUGCAAUUGUAAGCAUGAAUGGUUAUCGCCUUGAAGGCCGUACCAUUGCUGUCAGAGUUGCUGGUAAGCCGCCUCAGCCCACUGUGCCUCCAGGCCCCCCAGCUUCAGCUGUGCCUACUUACCCUGCAUCAAGUCAACCAGUUGGUGCCUAUCCGUCUCAGCAGUUUGCACCAGGUGGUCCCCUUCCAAAUGGUCCACCUACCAGCUAUGCUGCGACUCCUGUUCCUUGGGGACCACCAGUUCCACCUCCUUAUGCUCCUUAUGCUCCUCCCCCACCUGGAUCAAGCAUGUAUCCUCCUUUCCCUGGGCAACCGAUGCCACCUUAUGGUGUACAAUAUCCUCCACCAGUGCAGACAGCCCCACCUGGUGCUCCUCAGACUAUGACAUCUAGUGAAGCUCAACAAAGCUACCCACCAGGAGUGCAAUCUGAAAACAGCAGUUCUGCUCCAUCUGUACCGUCACAUAUAUAUGGGAACUCUGUGGCUUCAAUGCCAUUGAAUACUCAACCUGCAUAUGCAACUUCUUCACUAGGUUACCCAUCUUAUUACAGUGCAUUUCCUCCUCCUCCUCCCGCUGCACCUGCCUCAGCAGCUGAUAGUUCACAGGGCAUAAAUAAUCUGCCUUGGGCCCCUAAUCCUGCGGUGCCCCCUCCUGCUACUUCGGCUGAGAAGGCGAACUAUGGUGCCGAUGCUGAGUAUGAGAAAUUCAUGGCAGAGAUGAAAUAAUGCAGGUCCCUUUUCAGUAUUGUCUUCAAGUUUGGAGGACUGAUGUUUCUUGGAGCUUGUGAUCCUGAUUUCUUACCUCUUGCCAUGAAUUUGUUGGAAGUUUGGGACUCACAACUUUAACAUUGCUGUACUGUUAUGACAUUUGCAGAGAUUUGGGCUAGAAGCUCAUACUGUCAGAUUCUGAAGAGGGCUUGCCAAAGCCUUUCAAUAUGAAUAUUACUAUUUGGCACUCCAAUGUAGGAUUUUGCAUUGGUUGCUUAUGGAUGCUUUUUGACUCUGUUAUGAUGUUUUGCUACUAAUUUUUUCUUUCGUUUUCUUGUUCAUUUGAACUUCCUGGAAGUCUGGAACAACUUCGCACCAACAUUUCUUCUGUUAUGUUUUAUUUUAUUGGGGAUUGUUUAACCAUUUGUUGCUUGCUUGUGUUAGCCGAUACUUUUACCUUUGGAGAUAAUCAUCUUUAGUUGUGAGCUUACUUGAGUUUCGCUAAUCGCAUGCUUUCCUCCUGUUCAGAAGGUAAUCUUGAAAUCGUGGCAUUCAGGUUAUGGGCGGGAAGUUAUGAUUUAUUAUUUGUGGAUUGCAUUUUGGCGCUUCUUAUUUGUCUACUAUGUCAUUCUGAUUUUUUUUUUUUUUUUUGGAGUUUUAUGUGGCAGGUAGACGAAUUCAUAGGUGCAUUGAUUCUCCUUGAUAAUUUAUCAAAACUAAUGCCAACCCUCUGUAUAAAUUAUUUUUAUCUUAUCAUUUAUUUAGAAAAUAGCUUUAUAGGGGUCAAAUAGAAUAAUUGUAUUGAUUGUUGUCUUCUUGCAUUGGAAAAUUUGUUUCUGCUUAUGGUAUGGAUAGUGACAGUUGUUGCAUAGCUGCCUUAUUAAUUGAGCUUUUCAGUGUUUUGCUGUGCUAAAGUGCAUCCAGGAGUGACGGUACAGGUGAGCACUGCUUUGCUGUAGGUAUUCAAUCAUUGACUUUAGUUGCUUUAUUUUAUUUUGUUUGUUUUAGUAGUCUAUGGUAAAGCCACUUGGUUUCUGGUAUUUUUUGAGUUUUGUCAAGCUAUAGACUCAAGUGGAAUUCAUAGCAUAGAAGGCUUUGUGUCAUUAGUUUUUUUGUUGUAUUUAAUGCAAAACAAGUCUUUAAGAUGGGGUACCAAGAAGGUGAAAUCCCAGAAAUAAGGAUACAAAGAAAGAUCUAUAAUUCUUUCAUCUUGAUUCGUAUUACCUUUGAUAAGACUUCGUAUGCUAUCGGAUGCUUUAGUUGCAGGGAUGACGAGCAUUUAUGGGAUCAUUGCUAUAGGAAUCUAUCUGUCCGAUAUGGCUUCAAUAUAUGGUGCUUCAAAAGCACCCAUUAUUUUAUUUCUCCCCUUACAUACUCGCUUCUGUCAUUUGUUGUUUGCCUUUCCGCAUUAAAUGAUAGUGCUAGUCUCAUUUUACAUUACAUGCAUGCACUUUGAAAUCUACUUAAUUUUAUUAAUUUGCAUGCAUGACAUGAGUGUAUUUCCUAAUAUUGGUGAGAAGUAUGGUAAUAAAGCUGAGCUUAGUGUUCAGUAAAAGACAUUUUGUAGUAUGCGGUUGCAUUGGAGGGAAUAUUGGACGGAUGCUUUCUUUUUUAUAUGUGAGCAUACUCUUUUCAAUAGAACUAAGAGUAUAGGAAAAUUUUGAUAUCUUAGUCCGCAUCAUGAGGAAAGUAUUAAUUUCUUUUUAUUGUAGGACUUUUGUAGAAUGUUACUCAUGGACAACUGCCGUGCACAAGACUCUGUCAGUGGGCGCGGUCGAGGCAUGCAUGAUGUAUGCAGAUAUACUCUUACAUAAUAUGUGGAGAGGUUGUUUCUUAGAAUUGAACCUGUGACCUCUAGGUUACACCACUGCAACUCUACCACUAGAUCACAUACAUUGUUUUAUUCCGUUAUUCAUUAUUCUUUGAUUUAUUAGUUGCUGGUCUAUUUCGUGGUCCGGCUUGUUGGUGGAGGCGGCAGUACUUCUCCUUUAAUUGGAGAAUAUCUGAGAUUAGGAAUUUGAAAUUAUAGCCAAUAGCUAUUGGAGGCGGUCUGCAAAUAAUUGGGAUCGAGUGUUUGUUUUGGGUAGUCCAGUUUUCUGGGUUCUAGUACUUCGUAGCAGUUAGAGAUAUCUUAUUAACCUUCUUAUUUGUUUCAUAUGUUUCAUGCUUUAGUGACAAUUUUCCUGGGCCAUUAAAAACUGAUGAUUUGCUUUUUGUGUUUGUGGUAGCUUUCAGUGGAGGAGAAAAAAAAAUUUCUCAUGAAUUCCUGAACAGUUGUACUGUUUUAUUGACUUAUUCUUUUUUGCUAACAUGGUUGUGCACAAGUUGGUCAGGAUUUACUUCUUUGAGAUGCUAUGAAGUUUGCAAGUUGUGUAGCUCUCAUCCUGUUGGAGAAGGUUCUUGGUGCAUCGGCCAACAUAGAUGCCCUUUAAUAGCUUUAAUCCAGAAUUUCUUGAUCUGGCAUAGGGUGUGCCACUUGGAAUCCCAGUCUUUGGACUCUUGUAUCCUCCCGGCUUUGUUAUUUAAGGAGCUAUUUUUCUUCUGUUGA
Tripterygium wilfordii is the source of this 5080-nucleotide messenger RNA. Its product is annotated as splicing factor-like protein 1. Gene Ontology annotation, biological process: regulation of mRNA splicing, via spliceosome. Bases 193 to 2550 code for a protein of 785 amino acids. The record is from RefSeq and is a predicted model, not a curated record. Gene Ontology annotation, molecular function: mRNA binding; zinc ion binding. Gene Ontology annotation, cellular component: nucleus. NCBI's taxonomy places the organism in Eukaryota, Viridiplantae, Streptophyta, Magnoliopsida, Celastrales, Celastraceae. The transcript has 2 exons.